AUGGAUGACAAGGGGUCGGUGGGGAAGAUCAGCCUCUCCUCAGACUCUGUGUCCACGCUCAACAGCGAGGACUUUGUCCUGGUGUCCCGGCUGGGCGACGACCACACACCCUCGUCGUCCACCAACAACGGUAGCGAUGACGAGAAGCCCGGACUGAAGAUCGUGGGUAACGGCAGUGAGCAGCAGCUCCAGAAGGAACUGGAGGAUGUGCUGAUGGAGCCGUCGCUGGCCGGGGUCAUCGCCGCGGUGGUGGCAAAGCCCGCCCCGGACCAGGCCGGACGUGUCCAGUCCUCCGGGGACCGGGACCAGGCCAUCGAGGACCAGGCCAUCGGGGAUCAGGCCAGCAGGGACCAGGACCAGGCCAGCCAGCGUGGACCAGGUCGGCGGGGCGAGCGAGGGCUCCCCAUGGCCGUGCUGCCUGGGAUGGAUCCGCUCAGUGCACCCCCGUCCACGGUGGACUUGGUCUUGCCCGUACAGGGGUCCCAGGAGAGCGAGCUCAACGAGCGGUCCUACAGGGCGGACGAGUCGUCCCCCGAGUCCGGCCCCGGGACCCCCUUCCCAGACGAGGACAGCGUGGUGUUCAGUCAGCUGACCUACCUGGGCUGCGCCUCGGUCAACGCGCCCCGCAGCGAGGUGGAGGCCCUGCGCAUGAUGAGCAUCCUGCGGGGCCAGUGCAACCUGCCCCUGGACGUGGUGCUGUCCGUGCCAGGGGUCUCCGAGGGCACCGUCAGGUUGCUAGACCCCGUCACCAGCACAGAGAUCGCCAACUACCCGAUCUACAAGAUCCUGUUCUGCGUGCGCGGCCACGACGGCACCACGGAGAGCGACUGCUUUGCCUUCACCGAGAGCCACUUCAACUCUGAGAUCUUCAGGAUCCACGUCUUCCGCUGCCAGAUCCCAGAAGCGGUGAGCUCCAAGUGUUGA
Molecule: messenger RNA, 924 nt
Organism: Gadus chalcogrammus (walleye pollock)
Lineage: Eukaryota; Metazoa; Chordata; Actinopteri; Gadiformes; Gadidae
Product: rab GTPase-activating protein 1-like
Exons: 5
Coding region: 1-924 (307 amino acids)
Source: RefSeq, a predicted model, not a curated record